Messenger RNA from Adelges cooleyi (spruce gall adelgid), 687 nucleotides. RefSeq lists its product as uncharacterized. The transcript is spliced from 6 exons. The record is from RefSeq and is a predicted model, not a curated record. Gene Ontology annotation, molecular function: calcium ion binding. Bases 1 to 687 code for a protein of 228 amino acids. NCBI's taxonomy places the organism in Eukaryota, Metazoa, Arthropoda, Insecta, Hemiptera, Adelgidae.
AUGCCUUUUGAAGUAGAGUUGUUCCUCGAAGUAUUCAUGAGACACGCCCGACGUUUAGGACAACAUGGAUACCUUAAUCGUAACCAACUAUUACAUGUAUUUGCAGACUUAAAUAUUAAACCAAUGUCAGAGGCCGAACAAUAUAUUCCUCGGUCUAGUAGAGGCGGUGGUCUUGCUCACGCAGCGGAAUUCUUGUUAAUCAUGUUAGAAGUUCUACCGGAAGGCGUUGGUCUAAACAAAGCACAAAUAGAAGAGUUCGUUAGAUUGUAUAGACAUCAUCAAGUUGAAUCCGGUUCUAUCGAUCCUUUGGAGAUUAAAAGAAUUAUCAUAGAGUUAAAAAUGGUUACUGCGCCGUAUCAUGACAUACUACUAUUUAGAUAUAACCGACCCGCUGCUAUACAGUUGAUGGAGUUAAUGAUCAUCACGGCAGAACGUUCUAAGACAGCUCCAAGAAAUAUCAUUUGCAAAGAAAAGGUGUUAAGUACACCAGAGGUCAGAUCAAUGAUAUCUAAAUUCAAAAAACUUGACAGGGACGGUGACGGUUUACUCUCCGGCAACGAAGCGGAAAAUUUCGUUAAUGAAUUUAACACUUCAAAUCCGGAAGUUCCAAUGACAUUUAAUUUCUAUGAAACAAGAAUAAACGUUGCCGAAUACUUGUUGUUCAAAGUCGAGCAAAAAGAGGUUUGA